This is a messenger RNA of Andrographis paniculata, 2180 nucleotides long. RefSeq lists its product as uncharacterized. Gene Ontology annotation, molecular function: protein binding. Bases 423 to 2111 code for a protein of 562 amino acids. The transcript is spliced from 5 exons. The record is from RefSeq and is a predicted model, not a curated record. NCBI's taxonomy places the organism in Eukaryota, Viridiplantae, Streptophyta, Magnoliopsida, Lamiales, Acanthaceae.
UGGAUUUUACAAUUUGGAGAGAUUUAAGGUAAGCCAAACCUAUAUAUAUCUAUUAUAAAUGUACCAUAUUCUUGGAUGGAUAUAUAUAAUUUGUAUAUUCGCGCGCACUCUUCGAUUUUCGCGCUUGGGUUUUUGACGUCACGUAAUUCGCCAUUGUUGCAGAUCCCAUCAAUUUCUUCAAAGUAUCCUCUCUGCUCUCCUCGUUUUUCUCCGCGCCCUUCUCGAACAGUUUUUUAUUCUGUCUCCCGAAUCGUUUGAAUCAACGACGAUACAACCUUUCGCGAUUUUCCCCUAUUGUUUCGUAGUAAUACCAUAAAAAACCACCCACCAAAUAAAACAAAAAAAACCUAGAACAUCCUUUUCCUAUUUAACCCACAAUUCCACUUUUUUCCCCUCCGAUAUUUCCGUACACGUGGACGGCGAUGGUCACCGCGGCGGCGGUGCCGGCGAACGCGUGGGGCACGUGGGAGGAGCUUAUCCUGGGCGGGGCUGUGGUGAGGCACGGCACUCGAGAUUGGAACGUGGUCGCGUCGGAGCUUCGUGUUCGAACCCUUCAUCCCCAUUCCUUCUUCACCCCCGAGAGGUGUAAAGCCAAGUUCGAGGAUCUGCAAAAGCGUUAUGCUGAUUCGACGGGCCUAUUUGAAGAGCUGAAAAAGCAACGGGUGGCUGAGCUGAAGCGAGAACUCGCGAAAUCUGAAGAUUCAAUAGGGUCACUUGAGUCGAAAAUUAAGUCUUUGAAGGCUGAGAGACGAACUGAAUCGCCUCGGCCUGUGUUGAAUUCGGAUGACAACAGGAAGUCUGUCUGCAAAGAGACAUCAAAGGAUGAAAAAACCUCUGCUGAUCUCCGAACAACAACAGCUUGUCUUCCGGCGCGCCGUGAUGUGGAGGCUUAUGCGAAACCUGAUGUUUCGAAGCAGGGCAAAGAGUUCAGCUUGGAGAAUGGAGUAGUCGCUAGUUAUGCAACUGUAAGAAGAAAACAACGAAGUCAGAGGAAGCGGAAGAUAUGUCAUCAGACGGUGAAAGAAGGGAUCGACGCGGAGAUUGACAAGGCCGAGCCUUGUAAUGACUUAUCGACUGAGAAGAGGGAGGACGACAAUAAAAGGUUAGUAAAAAACGACAACAUUACAUCUUCCAACGGUACGUCUAAUGAGAAAACGAAAGAUCGUAAUCCGAAAGCCAAAAGGAAGAUCGACAACAAGAAAGAUAGUAAUCCAACAAUCAAAACGAAGAUCGACAACAGGAAAGAUAGUAAUCCGGCAGUCAAGAGGAAGAUCGACAACAGUAGGUGUUCUGGAAGUGAAUUAAAAACGAAGAGAAUUAAAGGAGAUAUCCGAGAGAGCGACAACAUUCUAUCAUCAAAGGAUGUUCCGAUUCCUAAGAGGAAGAGUCGUAAUCAAGACAACAUUAGGCCUUGUAAUAUUCCGAGCAUCGAAGACGGGAGCAUCGAGGAGAGCGAUAUUGUCGAUCCAUCUAACGGGGCAUCGACUGCACCGAAGGCAACUGCGAAAGAACCCGCCGUGAGGGACAUAUUCAAGUCGAUUGCGAGCAGCGAAGCUGCUACAGUUUUCCGGCAUCGAAUGGACAGCCAGAAACGCGCGAGGUACAGACGGGUCGUCAAGCAACAUUUGGACAUGGACACAGUGAGAUCAAAAAUCGCCGGGAAAUCGAUAGCAAGUGUGAAGGAACUCUUCCGGGACUUGCUUCUGCUCGCAAACAAUGCCCUCGUGUUCUACUCGAGACGCACUCGCGAAUACAAAUCCGCAUUCGCUCUCCGAAACUUGGUCAUGGAAGAAUACAGACAACAUUGCAGCAUGGAAUCUUGCAAAGAAGCUUCUUCCCCGCCAUUUCUUCCGCCUUUCAACGCUCCUGUGAAGCCAAGAAGUGCACGCCCUCGUCCUCGCCCUUGUCUUCGACCUGAGUCCGGAGAAUGGGCUGCCCGAAAAUUGAAAGAAACACCAUGUGAAUCUGAAACUAGUGAAGUGAAUUCAUUAGUUAAUGUUAAGAAAGGUGUGAAAAGAGUGGGUGAGGUUAAGGUUAAGACUGACCUGCUCCCGGUCGGUACACACCAUAAAAUUGUUCAUUCGAGACAGCGAAAAAGAUUUAGAAAUUAAGAAUUUAUUCGUCACUGUAAUAUAAUGUAAUUAAUCGAUUUUUAGAGAUGACAAUGGUUCACAUUUUAU